GGAAGCAGUACCACCUAAAACUUCAAACUAGCUUGCUAUAGUGUAGAUCAGUGAAUUGCGUAAUUAGUACUCGAUCAAUAUGGCAGGCAAUGUUUUUGGAGAUCCUAUCACCGACGAGGAUGUAAAAAUAAUCUAUCCAAACAAGGAAAUAAUAACACGCAGAGACAGAGCCGAAGUGGCUUUCCUAAACAUCAAUGCUAAGGGAAGGGACGCCAAUGCAAAAACCUUCGUGCACAACCUUAAGGAAAGGUAUGGCAAUGGAAUCUCUGCACUUUGUAUGAUUUUCAAUGCCACUGGAGAUACAUUAACGUACUCCGGCAAACAUGACUGGCACGGCCAUAUUUAUGAAUCGCCAUACCCUGCCAAGAUUCAAAAUGGGCAGUGGGGUGCUUUUCUCCAUGUCCAUCCCUCGUGGUUUGCUGGUUCGGAAUCCGCUGUUGUCUACCGCGGCUUCAAUGGCGACGAUUAUCUUUGUGAUUGGAUGCUUUCUUGGGGCAUUCCUUAUAUUGGUGAUAACCAUGCUUAUACUGAAAUCCGCGAAGGACAUCAUUAUGAGACUGAUCAUUGGGAUAACAUUCAAAGUUUGUUGGAAAGCCAAUGCACUCAUUAUGAGGACACUUGGAACGGAUGCUACUCAAUGGUGACAAUUGGGGAAGGCACUUCGCCUGAGUUUGUGGGAAUAAUGACCUUGGAGGGUAUCACUGGUCGAAAUAAAAUAAAUAUCAACAGUUUCUUGACCAGUAAUGCAAGUGCAAGCGCAAAGAGGGCUUAAGAUUAUAAAGUUGAAUCGUUUCUUUUGUUGAAAAAAUAAAAAAUUGUGUUCUACGUACAACUUUAUCAAGUGGAUAUUUAUGCACGGUUUUCCACUUAAAUAAGGACAGUGUGUAGCUGCGUCCAUACUGAUCUAUAUGGACUCCAUUUGUGUCUUUUUUUUCUUUUCAAGUAUUU
Molecule: messenger RNA, 948 nt
Organism: Ziziphus jujuba (common jujube)
Lineage: Eukaryota; Viridiplantae; Streptophyta; Magnoliopsida; Rosales; Rhamnaceae
Product: 23 kDa jasmonate-induced protein
Exons: 2
Coding region: 80-772 (230 amino acids)
Source: RefSeq, a predicted model, not a curated record